GUACCACCGACCUCCACGAUGGUCGACCGCCACCGCGCCUUCGUCGCCGCCGCGACGCUCUGCCUCGUCUUCGCCCACGGCAUGGCCGCGGCGCGGCCGCUGGAUGGGGACCAAUUUGCCGGCGUGGCACCGGCGGCGGCGGCUGCGGAUAUGGCGAUGGACGUGUCGGCGGCGUCGCCGGAUGGUUCUGCCACGUGGGAGCGCGGGGACGAGGCCCUCGGCGCCGGGAAGUGGCUGCCCCUGCCGCUGCCGACCGCGCUGACCGGCGGCCUGCGGUUCCCGGGGGUGUUCCAGUUCCCUGCGGCGACCGUGGGCGCGUCCAUGCCGUGGAUGGCCGGCGCGCCGCCCGCGCUCGCCGGGCCGGGGAUGCCGGCGCUCGUGCCGCCGUACGUCGGCGUGACCCGACAGGAGCAGCUCAGCGUGUGGGCCUCGCUGUUCAACCCGUUCCGUGUCAGGCCGAGGGUGCCGGCCCAGCCGUCGUCGGUGCCGGCGGAGCCCAGGGUCCCCGCCGUCGCCAGCGCAGGGCUCGACAGGACGACGACGGUGGACCAGCCGGCCGGCGGCGCGCAGAUCGGCGAGCCCAAGUGGGGCGUCUUCUUGGGAUCCGCUACUCCAAACAACAACGGCUAGCUUAAUUAGCUACUCCA
Messenger RNA from Triticum urartu, 647 nucleotides. RefSeq lists its product as uncharacterized. The record is from RefSeq and is a predicted model, not a curated record. NCBI's taxonomy places the organism in Eukaryota, Viridiplantae, Streptophyta, Magnoliopsida, Poales, Poaceae.